AGUUCGUGGUGAAUAUUCGGAAUCUGUAUACGUGGGUUUCUGUUUUUCCCGAAAAAAAGGCAAAUUCACUGUUUAUGUAGUGGAAAAUAUUUGUUUAAAUUUCAAAAUUAAAGUUUUAUUUAAGACAAUUAUAUAUACAUUAUAAACCUUAGAAGUUAUUUGUUUUCUAAUUAGUUAGUUUUUAAACAGACUAUGUUCCCAAUUAAAAAAGAAAAUGUUGACCAUCUGCAAUCACAUAACAUUAGAAUCUCUGAACUGAAUUCGUCUUCUGAUGAUAUGUCAGAUUCUCGCAAGGUGAUACAUUUACAAAAAGUAAGGAUGCUCAGCCGCGGGUCACGUUCGUCAUCUAUCAGGAUCACCAAUGUCAAGUCCAUCAAGCCACCAGAUCCGGAACUAGUGAAGAAACAGGAGGAAGAGAAACUCAGAGCUCAGUUGCAGAAGGAAAUUGUUUCACGUUCGCGUACGUGCGCUCACAGGGCGUACGAAUGCACUCUACCAGUGGUGGGAGGGAGAGUGUACUGCGCUCGACACAUUUUGAACGACUCCACCGCGCCUUACAAGCAAUGCGCUCACGUUGCACCAUCAGGAUCAAGAUGCAACUUGCCUGCACCGAUAGACAGGGAUCCAGGGCUCUGCUUCGAGCACGCGCGCGCCGCGCUGCACGCGCGCCACCGCAGCGCCGCGCCGCCGCCGCCCGUCGCCACGCCCGAGGCGCUGCUGCUGCAGCUGCAGCACUACGUGCGUCCCGAGCGCACACGCACGACGUCUUGUGCUUCAUCGGUGUCAGUGGUUAGUGAUCCGGCUGACCAGGACCAGGUGCCCACGCAUGCUGUGGACCCAUUCAAGGAGAUCGAUGCGACAGCGGUGAAUGCGAGCGUGUCUGCGUCAAUAAUGGAAUACGCGAGUGCCAGCGACAGCGACUGUGACAGCGUGACCCUCGGGCCCGGCGGCGACUGUCGCCACCGCGACAACUCCGACAACGAGGAGGCGCCGUGCGAGACGCAGCCGUUGUGGAAGGCAGGUGUGUUCACGGCUGAGGAAGCAGUUAGUGAGGCCAAGAAUGUGCUUCGAUCGUUACAGUCAGCAUACAUAAAACAGAUGGGCAGGUUAAGGACGUUGCUGCAAACAGCAAGAUUGCAGUAUGUUAAGUCGUUAAGAUCUGAAAAGGAGCAAUAUUGCUCAAUUAACUCCCAAGCCCGGAGCGGUCCACUCACAGUUCGGGAGCGAAGACAGCUACGUAAGCUUAAAGCUUACGCCGGCUACCACAGGAAGCAUGGUGUGGAUGCUGUACUGGCUAGGAAGUUGCAUCAUAAACGGGCUAGGGCUAACGAUAUAUUAAACAGGCACAUUCCAUCGCAAGGCCGUUGCACUUUCGUCGAGGGAGGGGUUCGAUGCUCGACGCAUGCACUCCCCGCGGCCAAGCACUGCCUCAAACACGUGCUGCAUGACAGGCAACAGGUGCUGUUCGCGGCGUGCGGGGACGUCCGCGGCGGCGCGGCGUGCGGCGAGGCGCUGGCGGCGCUGCCGCUGCCGUCGGCGCGCUGCCGCUACCACGCCGCGCCGCCCGUCUACGCCGCCUUCACGCUCAAGAAAGAUGGAUCGGACAGCGAGUCAGAGUCACAUUCGAGCUCGGAUCUCUCUCGCACAGAGGUCCAUUCACCGGAGGACAAACCGAUCAUCAAUGAGAUUGAACCGCUGUCGGAGAUGCAGUAUGACUGACAUUUGGACUUCAGUCACGGCGUAUAUGACGAUUAUUGGCCUGACUAGUAGGAAAACAAAUUUGAAAUCCGCACUGUAAAGAUAGUCAGAAUUUCAAGAUUAGAAGAAAAUGGAUGGCAUUGCAACUGAUAAUGAAACAGUGACCUUGAUGAUCUCUCCUUAUUGAGAAGGAGUACAAGGACUGUAAUGUUAAAGAAAGUUAGAACUGUGUUCAAGUGCAAAGACAUAAAUUUAUGUCAUACAGAAUAGAAAAAUAAUAAAUAUCAACGAGGUGCUGUACUGUUUUCAUUUCUUAAUGCUGUCUAUGUAUAAGCACUUGAUGAGAACAUUGGCGCUUCCACAUAUAAUAUUGCUU
Molecule: messenger RNA, 2074 nt
Organism: Vanessa tameamea
Lineage: Eukaryota; Metazoa; Arthropoda; Insecta; Lepidoptera; Nymphalidae
Gene: dgt1
Product: KAT8 regulatory NSL complex subunit 2
Exons: 11
Coding region: 193-1719 (508 amino acids)
Cellular component (GO): NSL complex
Source: RefSeq, a predicted model, not a curated record